Messenger RNA from Cyphellophora attinorum, 3273 nucleotides. RefSeq names its product Eukaryotic translation initiation factor 5B. Bases 1 to 3273 code for a protein of 1090 amino acids. Gene Ontology annotation, molecular function: GTPase activity; GTP binding; translation initiation factor activity. The transcript is spliced from 2 exons. The record is from RefSeq and is a predicted model, not a curated record. Lineage: Eukaryota; Fungi; Ascomycota; Eurotiomycetes; Chaetothyriales; Cyphellophoraceae.
AUGGCGCCGAAGGGCAAGAAAUCAAAGAAACAGGCCGAUGACGACUGGGAGGCUGAACUGGGAGAGUCAAUACCUCCUGCGGGUGAAUCGACCGAGAAUGGCGAGCAGGCAGUCAACGGUGCAGAUGACGGAGAGGAGACUGGUGGCGGUGGUGGCGGAUUGCUAGCAGCCAUUCGGAAAAACAAGGACAAGCGGAAGAAGAAGGGCAAGGUCGACAACGAUCUCGUUGAAGGCGAGGACCCUGCACAGGCUGAUGAGCCAGCGUCAGCCCUGAACGGAAAGGCACCAGAGGAAGCCACCUUCGACGAUGACGACGAUGUCUUUGCAGGAAACGCGAACAAGAAGCCGAAGGGCGGCAAGAAGGAGACACCGAAGCCAGCUGAGGAUCAGGAUGACGAAGACGCGGGCGCUGGAGGCGUAAAGUCGAAGAAAGAGAAGGAACGCGAGAAGAAAGAGCGUGAGAAGGCCCGGAAAAAGGAGCAAGCCGCAAAGAAGAAGACCACUGCACCCACACCUGCACCAGAAGCCAAGAAGGAGCCAGAGAAAGUCAUCGAAAAGACCGCUGAACCCGCGGCUGUGCCAGAGAAGGACGACAAGGGCGGCAAGAAGAAGAAGGUGCCCGCUCAUCUCGCGGCCCUUCAGAAACAGCAAGAAGCCCUGCAGAGGCAGCGCGAGGAGGCUGCUCGUCUCGAAGCUGAAGAGAAGGCCGAAGAAGAGGCGAGACUCAAGAGGGAUGCCGAAGAGGAACAGAAGAAAGCCGAGCUUCGCGAAAAGAAGAAGCAGAAGGAGAAAGAGAAGAAGGAGCAGCUACGCAGAGAGGGCAAGCUACUGACUGAUGCCGAGAAGAAGCGGCAGCAGCAACAACAACUCCGCAUGCAACAAAUGCUUGCCUCAGGCGCUCAGGUUGCUGGGUUUUCAGAGGGAUCAGAAGACAAGAAGAAGCCUGCAGUUGACAAGAAGAAGAAAAAGGCACCGAACAAGCAUGAAAUCGACCUUGAAGCGGCUGCUGAGAAGGCACGGCAAGAAGCGGAGGCUGCCGCAGUCGAACGAGAGCGACUAGCAAAGGAGCAGGCAGCAGCAGCUGCUGCUGCAGCCGAGACAGUGCAAGAGGAAGAAAGCUCGGGGCUCGAAGACUGGGAGCAAGCUGCCGCGGCUGAGGAUGAUGUCAAGGACUCCUGGGAUGCAGAUUCUGAUGAGGAGCCUGCCAAGGCUACGAAGCCAUCACCAGCUACAAAUGGAACCGCACAAACACAACAAAACGGGCAUGCAAAGACAUCGCUCCCGGUGCGGUCAGCUUCAUCAGCAGCUACUUCAUCGGCGCCCACACGAGACGACUCAGACUCAGAGACUGAUGAAUCAGAGUCCUCUGAAGACGAAGAGCUCACCGCAGCGAAGCAAAUUGAGGCGAAGCGCAAAGCCGAAGCCGCCGAGCGCAAGAAGCAAGCCCAUGAAGCAGCCCUUGCCGCUCGGUCAAAGGACAACCUGCGAUCACCUAUUGCUUGUAUUCUCGGUCACGUCGAUACAGGUAAGACUAGUCUUCUCGACAAGAUUCGGCAAACCAAUGUCCAAGAAGGCGAAGCUGGUGGUAUUACCCAGCAGAUCGGUGCUACAUAUUUCCCAACCGAUGCCUUGACCCAGAAGAUCGCGCCAGUGAACAAGGACAAUGCCUUUCAAUUCAAAGUACCUGGACUCCUGGUCAUCGACACUCCUGGUCACGAGUCUUUCUCGAACCUCCGAUCACGCGGUUCUUCCCUUUGCAACAUUGCUAUUCUCGUGGUGGAUAUCAUGCAUGGUCUCGAGCCGCAAACUCUCGAGUCCAUGAAGCUCCUUCGAGAUCGAAAGACGCCUUUCAUAGUGGCGCUCAACAAAGUCGAUCGUCUGUACGACUGGAAGCCAACACCCAACAAUGGCUUCCGUGAUAGUCUGUCCAAACAAAGAGGCGGUGUGCAGAGCGAAUUUAAGGAUCGUUUGGAGAAGACCAAGGUCGCCUUCGCGGAGCGUGGUUUCAACGCCGAAGUCUUCUACGAAAACAAGAACAUGUCGAAAUACGUCUCUCUAGUGCCAACAUCAGCACAUACGGGCGAGGGCAUCCCAGAUAUGCUCAAACUGCUAGUGUCACUGACCCAAGACCGCAUGGCCGGGAGCUUGAUGUAUCUCAGUGAAGCUGAGGGCACCGUUCUUGAGGUCAAGAAGAUUGAAGGUCUUGGUACUACGAUCGAUGUCAUUUUGUCAAAUGGUGUACUUAGAGAAGGCGACCGGAUAGUAAUUUGUGGCAUGGACGGCGCUAUAACGACCACGAUCCGAGCUCUUCUGACACCUGCGCCAUUGAAGGAACUCCGACUCAAAUCUGCGUAUGUUCACAACAAGGAAGCCAAGGCCUCUUUGGGCGUCAAAAUUGCAGCAAACGACUUGGAGAAAGCUGUGGCUGGCUCUCGAUUGCUCGUGGUUGGACCAGACGACGAUGAGUCGGAUCUGGAAGACGAGGUCAUGUCCGACCUGGCACAACUGCUCACCAAGAUCGACAAGCAGUCUCGUGGUGUCAGUGUGCACGCAUCUACGCUGGGCUCUUUGGAAGCUCUCCUCGAUUUCCUGAAGCAGAUGAAAAUCCCUGUGGGCAACAUCGGUCUCGGCACGGUCUUCAAGAAAGAGGUCAUGAUUGCCGGCACUAUGCUGGAGAAGAACCUGAAGGAAUACGCCGUUAUGCUCUGUUUCGAUGUGGCUGUCGAUAAGGAGGCAAUGGAGUACGCUGAGAAGAAUGGUGUGACUGUAUUCACUGCAGAAAUCAUCUACCACUUGUUCGACAGCUUCACCGCAUACACGAAGAAGCUGGAGGAAGAGAGAAAGGAAGAGAGCAAGCUGGACGCUGUCUUCCCUGCUGUGCUCAGCCCGUUGCAAGUGUUCAACAAGAAAGACCCAAUCGUCAUCGGUGUCGAUGUGAUUGACGGUAACCUGCGGCUUGGCACACCGAUCGCCGCCGUAAAGCACAACUCGGUCACUGGUGUGAAGGAUGUCGUCAGUCUGGGUAGAGUCACAUCAAUCGAGCGAGAGCACAAGGCCAUUCAAUUGGCCAAGAAGGGCUCGCCGUCCGUUGCUGUCAAGAUCGAAGGUCCGAACCAGCCGCUGUAUGGUCGACAACUCGAGGAGAAAGACACGCUAUAUUCAAUGAUCUCUCGGAAGUCGAUUGAUACCCUCAAGAAGCAUUAUCGGGACGAGGUGACCAAGGACGAAUGGAAUCUGAUCGUCAAGCUGAAGCCGAUGUUUGAUGUCUCAUAA